UAUUUUUACUGGACACGCUCGGCCGAAUACUCAGUUCAGUUCGGCAAUCAAAAUGUUUUACGUCGGAUAUGUUCUCGCUUUUCUAUAUUUCAAUGUGAUUUUGUACAGUUCUGCAAACUUUUUACCCGAAAAUGUGACGUUAGUACACUUAUUUGAAUGGAAAUGGAAUGAUGUUGCCUUAGAAUGCGAAAGAUUUUUACAGCAUAAAGGAUAUAACGCUAUACAGAUCUCUCCUCCAAAUGAAAAUUUAAUAAUUAAGGGACGUGCAUGGUGGGAACGGUACCAACCAGUUAGUUACACGUUAAGUACCAGGUCAGGAACUGAAGAUGAAUUUAGGGACAUGACAAAACGAUGCGCUAAUGUCGGUGUGUGGAUAUUCGCCGACGCAGUUAUCAAUCACAUGGCCGGUGGGAACGGUAUCGGGACAGCAGGAAACGUUGCCGAUGCCAUGCAACUAAAAUUCCCCGGGGUCCCGUAUGGGCCGAACGAUUUUCACAGUGCCUGCGAAAUUAAUAAUUACAAUAACGCUGAAAAUGUUAGAGAUUGUCGACUUAACAAUUUGAGGGACUUGAAUCAGAGCACCAGUUAUGUGCGAGAAAAAAUUAUAGAAUACAUGAACCAUUUAACACACUUGGGUGUGGCUGGAUUUCGAAUUGAUGCGGCCAAACAUAUUUGGCCUUCCGACCUCAAAUACAUUUAUUCCAAAUUAAAUAAUCUCAAUACCGAAUAUGGAUUUCCUCCAAACACAAAACCUUACAUUUACCAAGAAGUUAUCGACAGAGGAGGAGAAGCUGUGCACUCCAAUGAAUACACAAGUCUAGGUCACGUCACUGAAUUCAAGUAUUGCAAUUCAAUAUCGAACGUGUUCAAAGGAAACGAUAAGCUUACUUAUUUAGUUAACUGGGGAACUGGCUGGAGUUUCAUGGAAAGUCGAUAUGCGGUCGUUUUCGUGGACAAUCACGACACUCAACGUGACUCUGGUGCAUUGACUUACAAGAAUGCUAAACAAUAUAAAAUGGCCAAUGCCUUCAUGUUGGCACAUCCUUAUGGGACCCCCAAGGUUAUGUCUAGUUUCUUUUUCGACACCAGGGAUCAAGGUCCCCCACAUUAUAACAAUGAUAAUCUAAUGUCACCCAAAAUAAAUCCUGACGACACAUGUGGCAACGGUUAUGUUUGUGAGCACAGAUGGAGGCAGAUUUAUAAUAUGGUGGUAUUCAGAGCUACUGUAAGAGGCACAAACAUUAAUAACUGGUGGUCAAAUGGAGACCAGCAAAUUGCUUUUUGUCGAGGGAAUAAAGGAUUCAUAGCUUUCACUAAUUAUGGCGACUUGAACCAAAAAUUGCAGACGUGUUUACCUACAGGCCAAUAUUGCGACGUUAUAUCUGGCAAUUUAAUCAACGGAAAAUGUACUGGAAAGGUUAUAAAUGUGGAUUCACAGGGAUUUUCCAAUAUAUUUUUGGCAGCGAAUGACUUUGAUGGGGUUAUUGCCACACACAUUGAAGUUAAAUUAUAAAAUAUGUACUACUUUAUGAUAAUAUAUUGCUUUUAUAUAUGGAUUUGUGAUAUAGUAUAUGUAUUAUCUGUAUUAAUAAAUAAAGAUAUUAAAUAUUAA
Aethina tumida (small hive beetle) is the source of this 1612-nucleotide messenger RNA. Its product is annotated as alpha-amylase. Gene Ontology annotation, molecular function: alpha-amylase activity; cation binding. The coding region runs from base 53 to 1513 and encodes 486 amino acids. The transcript is spliced from 6 exons. Gene Ontology annotation, biological process: carbohydrate metabolic process. The record is from RefSeq and is a predicted model, not a curated record. NCBI's taxonomy places the organism in Eukaryota, Metazoa, Arthropoda, Insecta, Coleoptera, Nitidulidae.